This is a messenger RNA of Linum tenue, 1390 nucleotides long. Lineage: Eukaryota; Viridiplantae; Streptophyta; Magnoliopsida; Malpighiales; Linaceae. The record is from the annotation of a GenBank genome assembly.
CCCAACGCCAACGCAAGGGAAUAUAUAUAUACUAUGUUAAUAAAAAAAUUUGCCCCGUGGAAUUUCUUAUCUGCCCUUUACCUGCUCCGUUCAGGUUCAAUUAAUGUGGACCGGAUUACGGAGCGGCUCACCGGCGAAUAGAUUUGAUUAGCGCAAUAAGGGGCAAUCUCGUCUUCCAACCUUCCGACGGCCCGCCAUUAAUAAAGAUCCCUCCCGUCCCUCGCCCUCUGAUUCGCGCAAAUUUCCUCCAUUCGUCAUCGCGUUACCUCGAAGCUAGUAUAGGGAGAAACAUGGUUGCCCAGGAUCCAAGGCAGGAAGUGAUUCAGGCAUGGUACAUGGAUGAUAGCAAUGAGGAUCAGAGGCUUCCCCAUCACAAAAAUCCACCUGAAUAUGUUUCCCUGGACAAACUGGCAGAGCUUGGAGUGCUCAGUUGGCGCUUGGAUGCUGACAACUAUGAAACUGACCAAGAGCUGAAGAAGAUUCGCGAAGAUCGUGGAUAUUCCUAUGUGGAUUUCUGUGAGGUUUGCCCCGAGAAGUUGCCAAACUAUGAGCAGAAAAUAAAGAAUUUCUUUGAGGAGCAUCUUCACACUGAUGAAGAGAUUCGCUAUUGUGUGGAUGGAAGUGGUUAUUUUGAUGUGAGGGAUCAGAAUGACAAGUGGAUCCGUGUGGCGGUGAAGAAAGGAGGAAUGAUUGUGUUACCUGCUGGUAUUUACCACCGUUUUACACUGGAUACUGACAACUACAUCAAGGCAAUGAGGCUAUUUGUUGGUGAUCCCAUUUGGACGCCAUUCAAUCGCCCACACGACGAGCUGCCAGCUAGGAAGGAAUAUCUGCAGGCCUUUGUGGAAGGCGGGGAUCAUGCUGUGGAUGCUACCGCCUAGAAGAUUUACCGUACUUCUUUCCCUGCGACCAGCCACUAAAUAGAAAAAUAAAGAUAUAUUGGACGUUGACACAUUUGUAUGGUAUCGGUGUCGUUGUUUAUCGUAUGUUAAGUGUGUGUAUCAGUUUCUUGGGUACUUGGUGAACUCUGUUGGGUAAUUAGCUCGAUGUCGACCUGCAUUUGCAUUGCGAAUGGAUGUGGCUGGAUGGAAACAUUUGCUUAUACACCUAUAUUUGUGAUUGAUAUCAAGUAGUUUAUGCAUAAACUCAGUUUCAUACCUGAUCAGCUUAAAGAAGGUGAAGGAGAAGCUGAUGGCGCAGCAAGUUCAAGCUCACAGAGAGUGUUGCAAUGUGGCAGAUCAAUAAUAGCCGUGGUACAAAAAUAGUGGUAUCUGUAGCAACAAGAGUUUAUUGGCACAGUAAAUUCAGAGCCCAGUAAUUAUAUUUGUAAUUAUUGUUCUAAUCCGAGCCCAGUAAAUCCAUGUGAAAAAGAUGAGAACUGUAUGUAAAC